AAUAGGCCCAUCAAGUCAGUUCCAUCAAACUGAACAAUAGAAUCCAGCCACACUGCCGCUUAGGUGUAUCAGAAAGAAGUUGGAGUCGCCGAACUGAAACCUCACCGGUAAACACUGUCGGAAGCCGCCACAAACUGCGACAAGGCCUUUCAGGGUUUGUUGUGAUUAAGAGAUAAGAGAAGAUGAAGCAGGUAGUAGGAAUGGUGGUUUCGAAUAAGAUGCAGAAAUCGGUUGUGGUGGCGGUGGAUAGACUUUUUCAUCACACAGUGUUCAACAGAUAUGUUAAGCGCACUUCGAAGUUCAUGGCUCAUGAUGAGAAUAAUCUUUGUAAUAUCGGUGACCGGGUUCGAUUGGAUUCUUCUAGGCCUUUAAGCAAGCGUAAACAUUGGGUGGUUGCUGAAAUUCUCAAGAAAGCACGCAUAUAUGUUCCUCCUUCUGCACCGGUGUCUGAGAAAGUGAGCUCCGGAGGACCAACAUCUACAUCCUGAAAUGGUUGAAGGAGGAAUUUUAAUGUGGCAUGUUCCAAGGUUGAUUAGCUUGUUUGUUGAUGGGUUAGAACUUAGAAUCAGUCUUCUGCAAUUUCACGUUACUUGAAGUCUUGUUAGACGUCGAGAUGCUAUGAUGUUGAUCUUUAUUGCCAUAUGUGCAAAUGAAUUAUAGUGUAGGAUGAUUACAAAAUGGUUUGUGUGUCUGUUGAUUUCUGACUUUCAUAAUAAUUGAUAAGAUGUUUACA
Molecule: messenger RNA, 733 nt
Organism: Vicia villosa (hairy vetch)
Lineage: Eukaryota; Viridiplantae; Streptophyta; Magnoliopsida; Fabales; Fabaceae
Exons: 4
Coding region: 183-488 (101 amino acids)
Biological process (GO): translation
Cellular component (GO): ribosome
Molecular function (GO): structural constituent of ribosome
Source: RefSeq, a predicted model, not a curated record